Messenger RNA from Cyclocybe aegerita, 1911 nucleotides. Lineage: Eukaryota; Fungi; Basidiomycota; Agaricomycetes; Agaricales; Hemipholiotaceae. The record is from the annotation of a GenBank genome assembly.
AUGUACAACAGAUGUAUAUCUAUAAAUACGUAUCAGUUAGCCCUUUCCCCAGCCAGGCUUCGUGUUCGCCGUAUGCUACGCUCUACUAAACCAAAUUCUUUUCAAACGAAUCUCGCCUAUGAGUCUCCGUUUGUCGACCACCCUCAGCUAGCUCACGAUGUUGCGGCUCUCCGCGACCGAAGUCUUGAACGCCGCCAAACAAUCGAUGCCAGUGGGUUCAAGGAUGAUCACUACGCAACAUUCUAUGGAGGUGAUUUCAGUAACAGUCCCUUUAUCUGGGGAGGUGGUGUCAAUUUCACGCACUCGGUCGCGAGUGGUGACCCCUUCGCUGACUCUGUUCUCCUAUGGACCCGCGCUGUGCCAAUCUCGUCUUCGGGCUCCCUUCCCGAUCAGGAUAUUCCCAUCUGUCUCUCAUACAAGAUAUCAACAAGCAAAACGCUUUCCGAAAAUGUAAUCGACAGCGGCGAGGCGUUCACGAGCUAUGACGUUGACUGGACGAUUAAAGUGGAAGCGACCGGCUUGCAUGCCGAUACGAAAUACAUUUACCAAUUUAGCGAUUGCGCCACAAAAGCCUUGAGCCCGAUCGGAUCUACCAGGACAAUUGCCAGUCCCGAUACGCCGGCGCGUUUCGUCAAUGGAGGAAGAGCCCUGGUCCUUGCGAUCUUUUCGUGCUCUCAGUACCAAGCUGGCUGGUUCAACGCGUAUGGAUACGCCACGUACAAUACUUCCGCCGACAUUUUCGUUCACCUAGGUGACUACAUUUACGAAUCCUUGGGAAAUGGUGCGAGAAUCGGGAGGCAGACCCUCGGUCGUGAGCUGGCUACCAUACGCGACUAUCGCCAACGACUCAACCAGUAUCGCACUGAUCCGAGCCUUGUGGCAGCUCAUCAAGCUGCGCCGUGGGUUACAGUCUGGAUGAUCAUGAGGUUGCGGAUAACGCUUGGAAGGCAGGAACUGCUGAUUCUAACGAUACUGCCUCCGGAUGCUCUUUCUCCCCUUCAGGCGCCUGUUUCACAGACCGUAAAUUGGCGGCCGUGCGCGCGUACCACGAAUGGAUGCCCAUUCGCCAAGUGGAUGCCCAGGACAAACUCCGAAUCUGGAGAAAUUUCCAGAUCGGCAAGCUCCUCGAUCCGACGAUGCUGGACACGCGACAAUAUGACAGAGAUCUCACCGAUGUUUACUACAACACAGGCUGGUCGCUCUCUGACUGACGGAUACGUUUCAGAAUAUAUAAACACCAUUGCCGCGUUUGAGAACCGCUCUUUGAUGGGCGCUGCCCAGGAGAAAUGGUUAUACAACACACUGUCUCAGUCGAAGGCAAGAGGAGCCGUGUGGCGAGUAAUUGGCCAGCAGAUUGUCUUUACUCAGCUAAACGAGAGCGGUGAAUUUGACUUAGACGCAUGGGAUGGUUACCGUGCUAACCGGGCACGGGUUCUCAACCACCUUUACGACAACGAGAUUAGCAACACGAUAAUUUUGGCUGGAGAUAGCCAUGCAAACUGGGUUUCCGAUCUUGCACAUCCCAACGAUACAACGACCUAUAAUCCACUAACUGGAGCGGGUGCGAUUGGGGUCGAAUUCGCGGGCACAGCAGUAACCUCAGGCUCUGCAUUUGGGUCUGGAAUCGCCCCCGCUGCGGCCAAUCAAAUUUCACGCGUCCUUGUGGGCGCCAACGCUGACCUUCAGUGGAGCGAAGGAUCUUACCGAGGAUUUUUUACACUAACAAUCGACCUGCAACAUAUAAAUGCAACGUACUAUGCAAUGCGCAACAACACUUUCACUAACCUUGAUGGAUUCGCCAGUGCCCACUUCGUUGUCAAAGCUGGUGAAAACAGACUAUCGCGCCCAGUCGGUGGAGGAUCAGUGAAUGCAGGGGUUCUGAAAUCCCAGACUACUGCAGGAAUGAAGUAG